Ochotona curzoniae (black-lipped pika) is the source of this 10440-nucleotide messenger RNA. It is a transcript of the gene MUC5B, whose product is annotated as mucin 5B, oligomeric mucus/gel-forming. Bases 1 to 10440 code for a protein of 3479 amino acids. Gene Ontology annotation, molecular function: protein binding. Lineage: Eukaryota; Metazoa; Chordata; Mammalia; Lagomorpha; Ochotonidae. The record is from RefSeq and is a predicted model, not a curated record. The transcript has 52 exons. Gene Ontology annotation, cellular component: extracellular matrix.
AUGGGUGCCAGGAGUGGGAGCCGGGCCCUGGUGUGGGCCCUUGCAGCUCUGCUGCUGGUGUGGCCAUCAGGUAAGGGCAAAGCAGCCCACCCCACACCCUGGUCGACUUGGCCGGUGACCUUCACCCCGUCCAUUACUGUCUACCCUGCCGUGAACUCCCGUGCCCCUGCGCACAACGGCCGUGUGUGCAGCACCUGGGGCAACUUCCACUACAAGACCUUCGACGGCGCCGUCUUCCGCUUCCCCGGCCUCUGCAACUACGUGUUCUCUGCGCACUGCGGCGCCGCCUACGAGGACUUCAACAUCCAGCUACGCCGCGGCCUCGUGGCCUCCCAGCCAGCGGUCACCCGCGUAGUGCUCAAGGCCCAGGGGCUGGUGCUGGAGCUGAGCAACGGCUCAGUCCUCCUUGGAGGGCAGCGGGAGGACCUGCCCCUGAGCCGCGCAGGCCUUCUGGUGGAGCGAAAUAGCCAUUACGUCAAGGUCAGCCUCCGCGGGAUCCUCACCUUCGUGUGGAAUGAGGACGACAGCGCCCUGCUGGAGCUGGACCCCAAGUAUGUGAACCAGACGUGCGGACUCUGUGGGGACUUCAACGGACUCCCAGCUGCCGGCGAGUUUUAUGGCCACUACGCCAGGCUCAGCCCCCUGCAGUUCGGCAACCUACAGAAGCUAGACGGCCCCACCGAGCAGUGCCAGGACCCCCUGCCCUCGCCAGCUGCCAACUGCACAGAUGAGGAGGAUGUCUGCCACCGCACACUGCUGGGACCUGCCUUUGCCGAGUGCCAUAUGCUGGUGGACGUCGAUGCCUACGUGGCCGCCUGUGUGCAAGACCUGUGCCGCUGCCCCAGCUGCCCAUGUGCCACGUUUGCCGAGUAUUCCCGCCAGUGCACCCACGCCGGUGGCCGGCCGCAGAACUGGAGGCGGCCCGACCUCUGCCCCCGCACCUGCCCCCUCAACACUCAGCCCCAGGAGUGUGGCUCGGCCUGUGCCAGCACCUGCUCCAACCCCCAGCACGCCCAGCUCUGCGAGGACCACUGCACCGAUGGCUGCUUCUGCCCCCCAGGCACGGUGCUGGAUGACAUUACACACUCGGGCUGCUUGCGCCUAGAGCAGUGCCCCUGCACCCACGGGGGCCGCAGCUUCGCCCCAGGGGCCUCCUUCUCAACCAGCUGCAGCUCAUGCACCUGCGCUGGGGGAAUGUGGCAGUGCCAGGACGUGCCGUGCCCGGGCACCUGCACCGUGAGGGGUGGGUCGCACAUCUCCACCUAUGACGAGAAGCUCUACGACUUACAUGGCGACUGCAGUUACGUCCUGUCCAAGCAAUGUGCUGACCACACCUUCACCGUGCUGGCCGAGCUGCGGAGGUGCGGCCUGACGGACAGUGAGAGUUGCCUCAAGGCAGUGACCCUCAGCCUUCCCAGCACAGACACGGUCAUCCGGAUCCAGGCGGGCGGAUCCGUGUUCGUGAACUCCAUCUACACCCAGCUGCCCGUGUCUGCAGCCAACAUCACCGUCUUCAGCCCCUCCUCCUUCUUCAUCGUGGUGCACACCAGCCUCGGCCUGCAGCUGCAGGUGCAACUGGUACCCCUCAUGCAGGUGUUCCUCAGGCUGGACCCUGCCCACCGCGGCCAGAUGUGUGGCCUCUGCGGGAACUUCAAUCAGAACCAGGCGGACGACUUCGCGGCCCUCAGCGGCGUGGUGGAGGGCACAGGGGCUGCCUUCGCCAACACGUGGAAGACCCAAGCUACCUGCCCGGAUGCCAAGAACAGCAUUGAGGACCCCUGCUCGCUCAGUGUGGAGAAUGAGAACUACGCCCAGUACUGGUGCUCGCGGCUGACCGACCCUGCCGGCGCCUUCGCAUCCUGUCACUCCACCGUCAACCCCACGUCCUUCCACUCGAACUGCCUGUUUGACACCUGCAACUGUGAGAAGAGCGAGGAGUGCAUGUGUGCAGCGCUGGCCUCCUACGUGCACGCCUGCGCCGCCAAGGGCGUGCUGCUGCGCGACUGGCGGGACGGCGUCUGCACCAAGUACAUGAGCGGCUGCCCCAAGUCACAGAACUACUCCUACGUGGUAGACAGCUGCCAGCCCACCUGCCGUGCCCGCAGCGAGCCCGACCUCACCUGCGCCAUCAGUUUCGUGCCCGUGGACGGCUGCACCUGCCCUCAGGGCACCUUCCUGAAUGACGUGGGCACCUGCGUGGCCGCCCAAGAGUGUCCCUGCUAUUUCCUGGGCCUGGUGAUGGCACCCGGAGAGGUGGUCCAUGACCAGGGCACCGUGUGCUCGUGCUCUGGUGGGAAGCUGAGCUGCCUGGGAGCCUCACUGCUGCGGACAGGGAAUGGCACGGGCUGCGCGGCGCCGAUGGUCUAUGUGGACUGCAGCGACACCCCAGCCGGAACCCCGGGCGCCGAGUGCCUCCGGAGCUGCCACACGCUGGAUGUGGACUGCUUCAGCACACACUGCGUGUCUGGCUGUGUGUGCCCGACUGGGCUGGUGUCAGACGGGAGCGGGGGCUGUGUGGCCGAGGAGGACUGCCCUUGCCUGCACAAUGAGGCUGCCUACCAGCCGGGCCAGACCAUCCGUGUGGGCUGCAACACCUGCACUUGCAGAAAGCGCAGGUGGGAGUGCAGCCAGAGGCCCUGCCUGGGCACCUGCGUGUCCUACGGGGACGGCCACUUCAUCACCUUCGACGGCCAGCGCUACAGCUUUGAAGGCAACUGCGAGUACACCCUGGCCCAGGACUACUGUGGGGGCAACGGCACGGCUGACGGCUCCUUCCGCAUCCUCACCGAGAACGUGCCCUGUGGCACCACGGGGACCACCUGCUCCAAGGCCAUCAAGCUGUUCCUGGAGGGCACGGAGCUGCUCCUGGAGGAGGGGGCAGUCAAGGUGGCAGAAAGCGCACCUGCCAGGGACCUUACCUACAGGGUCCGCCACAUGGGCCUGUUCCUGGUGAUCGAGACCCGCCAUGGGGUGGUCGUGGCCUGGGACCGCAAGACCAGCGUGUUCAUCUGGCUAAGCCAGGAUUACAAGGGCAGGGUCUGCGGCCUGUGUGGGAACUUUGACGACAACGCCAUCAACGACUUCACCACGCGGAGCCAGUCCGUGGUGGGCGAUGCCCUGGAGUUCGGGAACAGCUGGAAGUCCUCGCCAUCCUGCCCGGACGCCCAGGCGCCCGAGGACGCCUGCACUGCCAACCCCUACCGCAAGUCGUGGGCCCAGAGGCAAUGCAGCAUCCUCAACAGUGCCACCUUCGCUGCCUGCCAUUCUCAGGUUGACUCUGCCAAGUACUACGAGGCCUGCGUGCAGGACGCCUGCGCCUGUGACUCGGGGGGUGACUGUGAGUGCUUCUGCACUGCCGUGGCCGCCUACGCCCAGGCCUGCCGCGAGGCGGGCGUGUGCGUGUCCUGGAGGAGCCCGGACGUCUGCCCCCUGUUUUGCGAGUACUACGACUCCCACGGGGAGUGUCAGUGGCACUAUGACCCGUGCGGGGCUCCCUGCCUGAGAACCUGCCGGAACCCUGAGGGCCAGUGCCUGGUGGACCUGCCCGGCCUGGAAGGCUGCUACCCAAGGUGCCCUCCAGAUGAGCCCUUCUUCAGCGAGGACCAGAUGAAGUGUGUGGCUCAGUGCGGCUGCUAUGACCAAGAUGGACACUACUAUGACAUUGGUGCGCGGGUCCCCACGACGGAGAACUGCCAGACCUGUAACUGCACUCCAGGCGGCCUGCAGUGCACACACAGCCUUGCAGCCUGUAGCUGCAAUUAUGAGGGCAAGGCCUAUGGCUACGGGGGUGUCAUCUACAACACAACCGAUGGCCUUGGUGCCUGCCUGAUCGCCGUCUGCGGGGAAAACGGCACCAUCUCACGGAGGACGGAGGAAUGCCCCGGGGUCUCCACCACAGCCCCCUUCACCUUCACCACCACCGCCGUCCCACCACCCACCACAGAGCCCACCACCUCUACCACUUGCAAUCGCGAAGUCUGCAGCUGGUCCCCCUGGUAUGACGGAGGCCGCCCUGAGCCUGGCAUGGCUGGCGGCGACUUCGAGACAUUUGCGAACCUCAGGCACAGGGGGUACCAGCUGUGCUGGAGCCCAGUGGACAUCGAAUGCCGUGCCCAGCAACUGCCUGACAUCCCCUUAGAGGAGCUGGGCCAGAGGGUGGACUGCGACCUGAGCCGGGGACUCACCUGCUUCAACGGAGAGCAGAGUCCGCCACUCUGCCACAACUACGAGCUGCGUGUGCUGUGCUGCCAGCCCACACCGUGCGAGCCCACAACAGGAAUCACAUCCCAGCCUAGAGUGACCCAGUGCAAACCCCGCUGCCAGUGGACAGAGUGGCUGGACGUGGACUACCCCACGUCUGAGGAGACAGGUGGGGACAUGGAGACCUACGAGAACAUGCGGGCUGCAGGACUGGCCAUAUGCGCACAGCCACAAGACAUCCAGUGUGAGGCUGAGAACUACCCCGGGCAGUCCCUGGAGCAGCUGGGUCAGAAGGUGCACUGUGAUGUACGUGUGGGCUUGGUGUGCCGCAACCAGGAGCAACCGGGCCUGUUCAGCAUGUGCUACAACUACAGGGUCCGUGUGCUGUGCUGCGAGGUCAGCCACUGCGGGUCCAGCCUCUCCACACCAUCCAUUACCAUCCCCACGACCACCAAGCCAAAAACAAGUGCAUGGAUGCUAAAGACAUCUCUAGGCAGCAGCACUCCAGCCACUGCCAGCCACAGAGUGACCCAGUGCAAACCCCGCUGCCAGUGGACAGAGUGGCUGGACGUGGACUACCCCACGUCUGAGGAGACAGGUGGGGACAUGGAGACCUACGAGAACAUGCGGGCUGCAGGACUGGCCAUAUGCGCACAGCCACAAGACAUCCAGUGUGAGGCUGAGAACUACCCCGGGCAGUCCCUGGAGCAGCUGGGUCAGAAGGUGCACUGUGAUGUACGUGUGGGCUUGGUGUGCCGCAACCAGGAGCAACCGGGCCUGUUCAGCAUGUGCUACAACUACAGGGUCCGUGUGCUGUGCUGCGAGGUCAGCCACUGCGGGUCCAGCCUCUCCACACCAUCCAUUACCAUCCCCACGACCACCAAGGUGCCCAGCACCCAGAAAAACCGCUGGUCACCCACUGCAGCCACGACAACAAGGGGGUCACAGACCACAAGCCAUGUGCUGACAAGCACAGAGCAGCCAUCCACCUUGCAGCCAAAAACAAGUGCAUGGAUGCUAAAGACAUCUCUAGGCAGCAGCACUCCAGCCACUGCCAGCCACAGAGUGACCCAGUGCAAACCCCGCUGCCAGUGGACAGAGUGGCUGGACGUGGACUACCCCACGUCUGAGGAGACAGGUGGGGACAUGGAGACCUACGAGAACAUGCGGGCUGCAGGACUGGCCAUAUGCGCACAGCCACAAGACAUCCAGUGUGAGGCUGAGAACUACCCCGGGCAGUCCCUGGAGCAGCUGGGUCAGAAGGUGCACUGUGAUGUACGUGUGGGCUUGGUGUGCCGCAACCAGGAGCAACCGGGCCUGUUCAGAAUGUGCUACAACUACAGGGUCCGUGUGCUGUGCUGCGAGGUCAGCCACUGCGGGUCCAGCCUCUCCACAUCAUCCAUUACCAUCCCCACGACCACCAAGGUGCCCAGCACCCAGAAAAACCGCUGGUCACCCACUGCAGCCACGACAACAAGGGGGUCACAGACCACAAGCCAUGUGCUGACAAGCACACAGCCACGUUCCACAUUCAGAACGUGGACAACACAGACGUCCCCAGGCAGCUCCCUGACCACAAGCCACGUGACCACAACAGGCACAGAGCAGCCGUCUACCACCCAGCCUGAGACAACCAGCACGUGGACAACACAGACGUCCCCAGGCAUCACCGUGCCCGAUGCGUCCAGUCCCUGCCAGCCCCGCUGCCAGUGGACAGAGUGGUUUGAUGUGGACUUUCCCGCCUCGGGUGUUGCAGGAGGGGAUAUGGAGACCUAUGAGAACAUCAGGGCAGCUGGUGGCAAGAUGUGCCCGGCCCCAAAGCAGAUUGAGUGUCGUGCAGAGAAUUACCCCGAGGUCAGCAUUGACCAGAUUGGGCAGGUGGUCACCUGCAGCCUGGAGGUGGGGCUGGUGUGCAGGAACACAGAGCAGCAGGGCGGCUUCGCCAUGUGCUUCAACUACAACGUGCGCAUGCUUUGCUGUGAUGACUACAGCCACUGUCACCCACCCUCUGCCUCCACCACCACGCUGUACCCCAGCACAGGCAGUGCCAUGCCAGGGACAUCGAGCACCACAGCCACAUCAAGCCCACCUACUGCAAUGCUGGGGACACACAGCACUCACACUCCAAAGACCCCUCACACGCAUGCAGUCCUCAGCACGCGCGCCGUCACCUCAGUGGCCACACACUACUCGCCACACUCCUCCACAGCAGAGAUGGUGCACCGCUCCCCUACCGUGACCGUCCCUCCAUCCUCAGAGCAGACCACAGUGACCACCACGCCCAUGACCACAAGAUCCACAGGGCCACCCUCCUCCACUGUGGGGACCAUCCCUCCAUCUUCAACAUUGACCACCAUGGCCACCUCGCCUACCUCCACAAGAUCCACAGGGCCACCCUCCUCCACUGUGGGGACCAUCCAUCCAUCCUCAGAGCAGACCACAGUGACCACCACGCCCAUGACCACUUCGUCCAUGGCCACGAGAUCCACAGGGCCACCCUCCUCCACUGUGGGGACCAUCCCUCCAUCUUCAACACUGACCACCACGGCCACCUCGUCCCUGGCCACCUCGUCCAUGGCCACAAGAUCCACAGGGCCACCCUCCUCCACUGUGGGGACCAUCCCUCCAUCUUCAACAUUGACCACCAUGGCCACCUCGCCUACCUCCACAAGAUCCACAGGGCCACCCUCCUCCACUGUGGGGACCAUCCAUCCAUCCUCAGAGCAGACCACAGUGACCACCACGCCCAUGACCACUUCGUCCAUGGCCACGAGAUCCACAGGGCCACCCUCCUCCACUGUGGGGACCAUCCCUCCAUCUUCAACACUGACCACCACGGCCACCUCGUCCCUGGCCACCUCGUCCAUGGCCACAAGAUCCACAGGGCCACCCUCCUCCACUGUGGGGACCAUCCCUCCAUCUUCAACACUGACCACCACGGCCACCUCGUCCAUGGCCACGAGAUCCAUAGGGCCACCCUCCUCCACUGUGGGGACCAUCCCUCCAUCUUCAACACUGACCACCACGGCCACCUCAUCCCUGGCCACCUCGUCCAUGGCCACAAGAUCCACAGGGCCACCCUCCUCCACUGUGGGGACCAUCCCUCCAUCUUCAACACUGACCACCAUGGCCACCUCGCCUACCUCCACAAGCUCCACAGGGCCACCCUCCUCCACUGUGGGGACCAUCCAUCCAUCCUCAGAGCAGACCACAGUGACCACCACGCCCAUGACCACCUCGUCCAUGGCCACGAGAUCCACAGGGCCACCCUCCUCCACUGUGGGGACCAUCCCUCCAUCUUCAACACUGACCACCAUGGCCACCUCGCCUACCUCCACAAGAUCCACAGGGCCACCCUCCUCCACUGUGGGGACCAUCCAUCCAUCCUCAGAGCAGACCACAGUGACCACCACGCCCAUGACCACCUCGUCCAUGGCCACGAGAUCCACAGGGCCACCCUCCUCCACUGUGGGGACCAUCCCUCCAUCUUCAACAUUGACCACCACGGCCACCUCGCCUACGGCCACAAGAUCCACAGGGCCCCCCUUCUCUACUGCUGUGACCCUCCCUCCAGCUUCAGCGCCAACCACCACGGCCACCUCACCUAUGACCACGGGAUCCACAGAGCCCAUGUCCUCCACUGCAGUAACCACUUCCCCAUUAUCACUGCCAACCAGCACAGCCACAACUUCUUCAGCCUUUACUGCUAGCUCCCCACAGUCUUCCUCGAGCAGCAGCCCACUCAUCCCAAGUAUGUCUCCCAUCGUGUCCACCAGCUUACCCUUGACCUGCAUGUGCCAGGCGCGUGGACAAGUAUUCUCACCAGGGGCCGUCAUCUACAACGAGACUGAUGGAGCUGGCUGCCAUUUCUACGCCAUUUGUGGACCACAUUGUGAGCUCCGCCGCUUCCAGGACAACUGCUCCUCUCCGGCCCCACCUGUGUCCUUGCCCACAACACCUCCAACUCCACCGCCCCCAGAGCCUCCCGGCUGUGACAAUGCCAUUCCGCCACGGCAGGUGAACGAGUCCUGGACCUUGGAGAACUGCACGGUGGCCAGGUGUGAGGGCAACAAUCGUGUCGUCCUUCUGGCACAGAAGCCUGUUGCCAACAUCACCUGUGCCAAUGGGCAGCUACCUGUCACAGUGUCGGACCCCAGCGAGCCCUGCAAGUUCCACUAUGAGUGUGAAUGCUCCUGCAGCGCCUGGGGGAAUUCCCACUUCCUGACCUUCGAUGGCACUGCCUACUCCUUCUCCGGCAACUGUACCUACGUGCUGAUGAGGGAGAUCCACCCCGGCCCCGGGGACCUGAGCCUCUACCUCAACAACCACUACUGCAGGGCGACCAUGGUCCCCCACUGCGCCCGUGCCCUCAUGCUCCACUUCAAAGCCAUGGAUAUUGUCCUCACCACCACGACCUCCCCCAGCGGCAGGGAGAGGAGCCUGAUCCUUGUUGACAACCAGCGGGUGAGCAGCGGCUUCCUCAAAGACGGUGUGAGUGUGAGUGUGGCGGCAGCCUCAACUAUGCGUGUCGACAUCCCUGCCCUUGGCGUCAGCGUCACCUUCGACGGGCAGCUCUUCCAGGCCCAGCUGCCCUUCAGUCGCUUCAGCCACAACACAGAGGGCUUGUGCGGCACCUGCACCAACAACCAGAGAGAUGACUGCCGCCAGCCAGAUGGUACCACAGCAUCCUCCUGCCAGGACAUGGCCAAGACCUGGCUGGUCAAUGACAACAGCACCGAGGGUUGCUCAGCCCCAACCAGCGCACCUCCGACCAGCACCAGCCCACAGAGCUCAGCGACCAGCACACCCGCCUCCACCCCAUGCCCCCCGUCCCCACUCUGCAAGCUACUGCUGGGCUCGAUCUUUGCCGAGUGCCACAGCUUCGUCCCGCCCGGCCCCUUCUUCACAGCUUGUGUCAGUGAUAGCUGCCUGUCCGGCAGCCACCCUGGCCUGGCUUGCCAGAGCCUGGAGGCCUACGCAGGGUUGUGUCGUGCCCGGGGCAUUUGCAGUGACUGGCGCAACUCCACCAGCGGGCUGUGCGACCUGCCCUGCCCACACUCCAAGGUGUACCGGCCCUGUGGCCCUGUGCAGCCUGCGUCCUGUGACUCCAGAAGUCAGAGCGCUGUGGACGAGGAGCUGACCGAAGGCUGCUUCUGCCCUGAAGGCCAGAUCCUCUUCAAUACGCACACGGGCGUGUGUGUGUCCCAGUGCCCUUGCGUGGGGCCAGACGGGUUUCCCAAAUUCCCGGGAGAGCAGUGGAUCAGUGGCUGCCAGAGCUGCGUGUGCGAUGCCAACUCUGUGUCAGUGCACUGCCAGCCAGUGCAGUGUGAGGCCCAGGAUGGAGCGGGGCAGUGCAGCGGGGCUGGCUUCGUGCCUGUCACCAGGUCCCGGGCGGACAACCCCUGCUGCCUGGAGCAGCUCUGCGUCUGCAACACCACCACCUGCCCCCAGAGCCCGCCUGAGUGUGGGCCGGCCCAGGAGCUGACACGCACCCAGGGUGACGCCGACUGCUGCCCCACCUUCAGCUGUCGACCUAAGCUGUGCAGCUACAAUGGAACCGUCUAUGGGGUUGGGGCGACCUUCCCAGGGGUCAUUCCCUGCCACACCUGCACCUGCCUCGUGGAGGACACCCAGGACCCCACUGUGCGGUGUGAGGAGGACGCCUGCAGCACCUCCUGCCCCCAGGGCUUUGAGUACUCCAGGGUGUCCGGGCAGUGCUGCGGGCAGUGCGUGCAGACGGCCUGCCUCACGCCCGAGGGCAGGCUCGUCCAGCCCAACGAAACCUGGACCGAUGGCCGUGUGGAUAACUGUACCCGAUACCGCUGUGAGGCUGGGCACGGGUCCCCCGUGCUGACCCCACAGCCCGUGGCCUGCCCCGACGUGUCCAGCUGCAGGGGCACCCUCAGGAAAACCGGCUGCUGCUACUCCUGUGAGGAGGGGGACCCCUGCCUCGUUCGUGCCAACACCACCGUUCUGCAGCACGGGGACUGUGUGGCCGAGGAGCCCGUCAGCCUCACCUUCUGUGAGGGCGCCUGCCCUGGCAGUGUGUCCAGAUACUCCAUGGAGGCCCAGACCAUGCAGCACUCCUGCUCCUGCUGCAAGGAGACGAGCACCCAUGAGGAGGUGGUGACCCUGCGAUGCCCAGACGGCACGACCAUCCAGCGGGUCUACACCCAGGUGGACGAGUGUGCCUGCUCCCUGUCCUGCCUGCCACCGCCCACAGCACCCACCCUCAGCUAG